Molecule: messenger RNA, 732 nt
Organism: Klebsormidium nitens
Lineage: Eukaryota; Viridiplantae; Streptophyta; Klebsormidiophyceae; Klebsormidiales; Klebsormidiaceae
Source: the annotation of a GenBank genome assembly
AUGUCUGACGCCAUGUUACUGGACACCCGCACUGUGACGGCUCUGCGCGCGCCACCGGUUACAACGACUCCGUCCUCGUGCUGUCAGGUCAACGCUGCGGGUGUUGAACUAUUCGACGAGAUCGCGGUGGAUUUGGACGUCCUCGCGAGGGCGGACCUGCCGCACUUUCCUGGUAUCCAAAUGUCGGGAAGGGGGGCGAGCAUCAUUUAUGCGACGCAAUUUCUCGACGGCGUCGACAAGUGGGCCACGCAUAUCCGGACGGUCGAAAAGGAGCUGCGCGCGGACCUGGCGCUCGUCAAGGCCGCCCGGAAGCACCAAAAGGAGGACGCCGAUAAGAGGCCAACCGUGGGCGUCUUCGCUUCAAAGUUCCACUGCCGCUGCUUCGAGCCAGCCUCCUCGAAGCGCGCGGCCGCGUUCGCGGCGACCAACGGAAACUCCCUGCCAGCUGGCAGAGAUGCGCGCGAGGAGAAGCGCGCGGAGCUGACCGCGGCCGGGGCUGCGGACGGAACGGCCGGAAGCGACCUCCCCAAAGGAGCGGAAUGUUCAAUUGCUCCAGUCCAAGAUGCACAGGCGACGCACAUGAGCGAAAAAGAGUACCUGGGCGAGUACGGUGAUUCCGUCACAUUAUUUCCGGCGCCGGACCUCGACGAGAAAAAAAUAGCCAAGCAUGGGGCGAGGGUGGAGGAGCCGUCAGAAGAGGCGCGCUUCGUCGGUGCUCGUAUAGCUCAAUAG